Molecule: messenger RNA, 627 nt
Organism: Camelina sativa (false flax)
Lineage: Eukaryota; Viridiplantae; Streptophyta; Magnoliopsida; Brassicales; Brassicaceae
Source: RefSeq, a predicted model, not a curated record
AUGUCCGUCGUUGUGGAUGUCAUCGUAGCUCGAGAUGAAAAUAUGUUUGAGAAACUGAAGAAGGCGGCUCAAGACGGGGAUAUAGGAAAGCUUUACGAGUUGAUAGCAGAAGAUAAAAACAUUUUAGAUCACUUUGAUAAAAUGGCUUUUUGUGAGACACCACUACACAUUGCAGCUGAGAAAGGGCAAACUCAUUUUGCCAUGGAAGUAAUGAGCCUUAAGCCGUCGCUUGCUUUGAAGCUAAACGUGUCAGGUUUCAGCCCUAUGCAUUUAGCCCUACAAAACAACCACAUUCGAAUGGUGAGAGGGUUUGUCGCAAUUGACAGCAGCUUAGUCAGCAUCAAGGGAAGAGGAAGGAUUACUCCUUUGCAUCACGUGGCUCGAAUAGGUGAUGCAGAAUUGUUGAGUGAGUUUUUGUUUGCUUGUCCUUCUUCUGUAAACGGUUUGACGAUUAAGUGUGAGACCGUUGUGCAUAUUGCUGUGAAGAACCACCAGAUUAUGGCAUUUAAGGUUCUAUUGGGAUGGGUCAAGAGAGUAAACAGAGAGGACAUCUUGGACUGGAAGGAUGAAUAUGGUAACACAGUCUUCCAUAUUGCUGCAUCCAUAAAUCAAACUGAGCUAUUCUAA